AUGCCUCUGACGCCUUCUCCUCGUACAAGAACCACGAGCGUGACAUCCAACAACUACUCUCCUGCCACCCCUCCUCGAGACUCGAUCCACAAGCAACGCGAUCCCUCACUCUUCUUCGCUCGAUCAUCGUCUCGAAGCACUCCCAAGCUCAACUACGCCAACUCUCCCAAGUCAAACAUCGCUCGCAACAAGCAAUCUCCCAAGUCGCUCGAGCUUGGUGUCUCAGACUGGACUCUGACAGGCACUGGGCCUGCAACCAAUGCUACUCCUCAAAAGGCCAAGAAGGACAAUGCUCUCCGCACAAGAGCUGGCAAGACAACCAUCAGACUUCCUCACGAUGCUGCCGAUCGAUUCAUUCCCAGCCGGACUGCGAGUCAAGGCCUCAAGACUGCUGGCUCAGCCAAAGGAGAUGAGAACAGACCUAAGACAAGCGAGGGCUCGACAGUGCUGGCUACUGCUGCCAGUGCGUUCGACAUCUCUGCUCGUGGUGCUGACUCAGACAUCACGUCUGCGCUGGAGAACCUCGGCCUGGAAGAUGAGGUUCCUUCCUACACAAAGAAAGAUCUGGACUCGACAGCAUACGAGGAAGAGCUGGCCUCUGCAUGUGGCAUCUCCACCAACCAGCGUAUCCUGGCCUUCAAGCCUGCGCCUCCCGAGUCGUCCAAGCCCAUCGACCUGCGCUCUCAGUACAACCGACCUCUCAAGCAAGCCAGCGCACAGUCUGCUCAGUUUCGUCGUCGCAUCCAGUCAGCACCAGAGCGUGUUCUCGACGCUCCUGGUCUCGUCGAUGACUACUACCUCAACCUGCUCGACUGGAGUACCGGCAACCAGGUCGCCAUUGGGCUCGAGCGCAACGUCUACGUCUGGUCCGCCGACAGUGGCUCCGUGAGCUGCCUUCUAGAAGCUCCUGCCGACACGUAUGUCAGCAGUGUCAAGUGGUCAGGCGACGGUGCAUACGUCGGUGUUGGCCUCGGCUCAGGCGAGGUGCAGAUCUGGGACGUCGAGGAGGGUACCAAGCUCCGCAGCAUGUUCGGACACGAGACGCGCGUUGGCGUCAUGGGGUGGAACAAGCACACUCUGUCUACUGGCGCCCGCAGUGGACUCGUCUUUAACCAUGAUGUUCGCGUGGCUCAACACAAGGUCGCGGAACUUGUCUCCCACACUUCCGAAGUCUGCGGCCUCGAAUGGCGCUCGGAUGGAGCACAACUCGCUACUGGCGGCAACGACAACUUGGUCUCUAUCUGGGAUGCUCGAUCGCUAGCUGCUCCCAAGUUCGCUAAGAAGAAUCACCGUGCAGCUGUCAAGGCGCUUAGCUGGUGUCCCUGGCAGUUGAACCUUCUCGCAACCGGUGGUGGUGCCAACGACAAGCACAUCCACUUCUGGAACACCACUACCGGCGCUCGCGUCAACAGCAUCGAUACCGGUUCUCAAGUCACCAGCUUAAAGUUCAGCAACCACUAUCGUGAGCUCGUCAGCUCGAGUGGAUUCCCAGACAACUCGCUCAGCAUCUGGAGCUAUCCAACUCUAGUGCGCAACGUGGAAAUCCCUGCUCACGAGUCCCGUGUCCUCCACAGCUGCUUGAGCCCGGACGGUCAGAUGCUCGCUACUGCUGCGGCGGAUGAGUCCUUGAAGUUUUGGAAGGUCUUCGAGCGCAAGGCUGGCGUGAACGCCUCGGCGGCUAGAGAGGGUGGAGUGGGCAAGGGCAGCAACAUGGCUAAGCAGAUGACCAUACGAUGA
This is a messenger RNA of Cyphellophora attinorum, 1737 nucleotides long. Its product is annotated as WD repeat-containing protein slp1. The record is from RefSeq and is a predicted model, not a curated record. Gene Ontology annotation, cellular component: anaphase-promoting complex. Bases 1 to 1737 code for a protein of 578 amino acids. The transcript is spliced from 2 exons. Lineage: Eukaryota; Fungi; Ascomycota; Eurotiomycetes; Chaetothyriales; Cyphellophoraceae. Gene Ontology annotation, molecular function: anaphase-promoting complex binding; ubiquitin ligase activator activity; protein binding. Gene Ontology annotation, biological process: positive regulation of ubiquitin protein ligase activity; anaphase-promoting complex-dependent catabolic process; positive regulation of anaphase-promoting complex-dependent catabolic process.